AUGACAGCCCCAUUUCAGGCUGUGCGCGUUCAGGGCAACGCCAUUUCACACCGUCUCAGCCUGUCCCGGGUGAAGAAGGAGGACGAGGGCGUGUAUGAGUGCCGCGUGUCCGACCUGUGGGCCGACGAUGACGACGCAACAGAGUUUACGGUCCGCGCCAUGCUGCGUAUCACGUUGGCGGGGGGAGGCGGCAUGGUGGCAGAGGAGGCCGUGUCGCACAUCCAGAACCGCUGGCCACUGAGGAGCAGCAACACAGCCCUGGGAGGGGGUGGGGCCGGGAGGUCCACCAUGGAGCCGGGCCAGCGGGGGCCUGGACCCCCCCUGGCCAGCUCCACCAGCAGCAUCUCGCCGGCCAAGUCAUCAGCUUCAGGGAGCGCUACCAUCGUCCGGCAGCAGCUUGGAGCAGGCUGUGGUGUAAUGAGGACCAUGGACCCUCUCCUCUGCAUCACUCUCUUGUUCCUGCAUAAAAUCCUUCCCUACCUGUUAGCCCACUGAGGGGACUUUAACCAAAAUCCCUUAGACCUGCAACCUUUUCACUUUCUAUACCAAAAAAAAACAUAGCAGUCAGUGCCCUCCAGGGGAGCACUGCAUGGAGUGAAAGCAAUGAAAAAGGACAGAGGAAAUAACAGAGAACGCUCCUGGGAGCUCCAUGACUGUUGAGCAGGCUGAGUGUGUGCUCCCAGUGGAUGAUGGGAGCAUCCCGUCUGAUCCACACAGCAUGGCCACAUAAGCGCUCUUCUGCUCUGCACCUGAUUCAUGCAUGACUUCCUCAAACACUCCACACGCAGUAUUUCAGCUGU
Messenger RNA from Etheostoma cragini (Arkansas darter), 800 nucleotides. RefSeq names its product V-set and transmembrane domain-containing protein 2B-like. The record is from RefSeq and is a predicted model, not a curated record. Bases 1 to 495 code for a protein of 164 amino acids. The transcript is spliced from 3 exons. Lineage: Eukaryota; Metazoa; Chordata; Actinopteri; Perciformes; Percidae.